Colossoma macropomum (tambaqui) is the source of this 1522-nucleotide messenger RNA. RefSeq names its product inositol monophosphatase 1-like. The coding region runs from base 209 to 1042 and encodes 277 amino acids. Gene Ontology annotation, molecular function: inositol monophosphate 1-phosphatase activity. The transcript has 9 exons. NCBI's taxonomy places the organism in Eukaryota, Metazoa, Chordata, Actinopteri, Characiformes, Serrasalmidae. Gene Ontology annotation, biological process: phosphatidylinositol phosphate biosynthetic process; inositol metabolic process; signal transduction. The record is from RefSeq and is a predicted model, not a curated record.
GGUUCUGUCUCAGGCUGUCAGGGUCAGAGUCUGUCUGUCCAUUGAAAGCUGAACCUGAACCCGAACUCUGUUCAGCUGAGCUGAGGACACUGCGUCGUUAUCCGGGCUGGUUAAGGUGGUUUGGAGGUUUUUAAGAGUUCAGAGCUGCUGAGCUGAACCGUCUCUGCUGACUGAUCUCCGUGUUGUUUUCUGUGUCCGUGCAGUGCCGAUGGAUCCUUGGCAGGAAUGCAUGGAUUUCGGUGUUGAGGUGACUAAAGAGGCGGGAAAGAUGAUCCGUGAAGCUCUUCAGAAAGAGAUAUCGGUCAGGGAGAAGAGCUCUCCGGUGGACCUGGUCACUGAGACCGACCAGAAGGUGGAGGAGCUCAUUAUAUCCUCCAUCAGGGAGAAGUUCCCCACUCACAGUUUUAUAGGUGAGGAGUCGGUGGCCGCCGGAGCCCCCAGUGCUCUCACAGAUGGCCCCACCUGGAUCAUCGACCCGAUUGAUGGAACCACUAACUUUGUCCACAGGUUCCCCUUCGUCUCCGUCUCCAUCGGCUUCACGGUGAACAGACAGAUUGAGUUCGGGAUCGUGUUCAGCUGCCUGGAGGAUAAAAUGUACACCGCACGCAGGGGGAGAGGAGCGUUCUGCAAUGGAACCCCGAUCACGGUCUCAGGGCAGCAAGACAUCACUAAGUCCCUCAUACUGACAGAAAUGGGCUUCAAGAAAGAUCCAGAACACUUCAGAACCGUGAUGGCCAACAUGGAGAGCGUUCUCAGUAUCCCUGUUCACGGGAUCCGGGCGCCCGGCAGUGCGGCGGUGAACAUGUGUUUGGUGGCGUGUGGAGCAGCAGACGCCUAUUACCACAUAGGGAUCCACUGCUGGGACAUGGCAGGAGGGGCCGCCAUACUUACUGAGGCUGGAGGAGUCGUCAUGGACAUCACAGGCGGGCCGUUUGAUCUGAUGUCUCGGAGGCUGAUCGCAGCCAGCAGUCGAGGAAUAGCAGAGAGCAUCGCCAAGAAGAUACAGCCGUUCUGCUGCGGACGAGACGACACGGAGAACUAGAUCACGCGCUGCCUGCACCCCAAAUAAAGGGAUAAACACGUCCUGUAUGCAGAUAUACGCUGUAAACGGUCAGUUAUCAGGAGAGCCGGACUGUGACCGCACACCUUCAUUCACCAAUACACCAUAAACUAUAUCGGUUUAGUAGUUCAGUACGAAGGCUUGAGUCUCGUAUCAGUGUUUUAAGAGGUGUGUGUGUGUGUGUGUGUGUGUGUGUGUGUGUGUGUGUCUGUUAGUCGUUGGUUUAGAUGAAGAUUAAUGUCCAAAUACUGAUAAUGAAACCCGUGAAGGCAUGUUGGCUCUAUAGAGUCUGAGUCCAGUUCUGAUCUGUUCUUUAGUCUAGUUUACCCUGUUUUGCUCUCUUUACUCUGCUGUCAGAGUAACAAACUGACCUGGUCCACAGCUCAAAAUCACAUUUUCAGAACUUAACAACCUUUAAUACCUGCAGAUAUUUAAAUAAAGUGGAAAACAAACAUCCCAAAA